GUGAGCAACAUGUCACCUCUGAGCCGGAACAUUGCUGCUCUGCUGGAGCUUCCUGUGGAGGACCAGGGCAACACCCUCAUCACCGCAGAGACUUCAGUGAAUGUGGGUGUUGGGGAGCCAGACUUUGUUUUGGGCCAACUCUAUCAGCUCUCAACUAGCCUGGCGCCAGAACUGGCCAAGUCCUGGGCAUCUUUGGCCAGCUGGGCUUAUCGCUGGGGACGGAAGGUGGUGGACAAUGCCAGCCAAGGAGAGGGAUUGCCUCUACUUGCAGAAGAAAAGGCAGACAUUGAGGAGCUGUUGCCUGCAACCACCAGCCAAGAAGACAAAGACGCUGUCUUCAGCAUUCUAGGACAGGCCAUCUGUCGGCCAACUGGCAUACAG
This is a messenger RNA of Nematolebias whitei (Rio pearlfish), 381 nucleotides long. Its product is annotated as serine/threonine-protein kinase SMG1. Lineage: Eukaryota; Metazoa; Chordata; Actinopteri; Cyprinodontiformes; Rivulidae. The record is from RefSeq and is a predicted model, not a curated record.